This is a messenger RNA of Acanthoscelides obtectus, 1542 nucleotides long. Lineage: Eukaryota; Metazoa; Arthropoda; Insecta; Coleoptera; Chrysomelidae. The record is from the annotation of a GenBank genome assembly.
GUUUAUUAAAAAUCACCCUGUAAAUGAACCUGAUAAGAAACGACUAUAAAAUGACUCGAAUAUUUUUUCAAAGGAUUAGUUAUUUCAAAUCCAUUCGAGUUUCACCAAUGAAAAUGAAGCUUACUUUGCUUGUUCUUGCUCUGCUUGCAUCUCCACUUGUAGAGUGCCUUUACCUGCCGGCGACAACUUUGGUUAUGGAGGCUUACUAUGAAUGUUACAUACCACAACCCUUUAUACAUCUGUUAAUAAUAAUCACCGAUGGGUGCGAAAACAAACCGUUUUUUACGGAAAGCGAUACGGAAUUGUUUGAAGAAUUCAAGGACGAACAUCUGCAGGGUAUUGUGACUGAAAAGGUGUAUGAGUGCACAUCGCAAUUGCUGAAUCACCCAGGGCUGUAUAAGUUUCUAAAAACUCCAGAGAUGGAAGAAGUUAAAAAUUGUUCGCAACUGUAUACAUUGCAGUACCUCCGCAAAGGUUCACAUGUUACGCCUUCUGAAUUCACAAACUGUGUCAGUGACAGACUAACGAACAAACAAGUGCCUUCACCUGCCGGCGACAACUUUGGUUGUGGAGGCUUACUAUGAAUGUUACAUACCACAACCCUUUAUACAUCUGUUAAUAAUACUCACCGAUGCGUGCGAAAAUAAACCGUUUUUUACGGAAAGCGAUACGGAAUUGUUUGAAGAAUUCAAGGACGAACAUCUGCAGGGUAUUGUGACUGAAAAGGUGUAUGAGUGCACAUCGCAAUUGCUGAAUGAUCCAGGGCUGUAUACGUUUCUAAAAACUCCAGAGAUGGAAGAAGUUAAAAAUUGUUCACAACUGUAUACAUUACAGUACCUCCGCAAAGGUUCACAUGUUACGCCUUCUGAAUUCAUAAACUGUGUCAGUGAGAGACUAACGAACAAACAAGGUAAAACAUUGCUCUAGAAGGGGCUAAUCCUAAAAUACCUUAUUAUCUUAUUUUUAAUCACGUUUUUAAGGAUUUACUCUCCCGCACUUGUCUCUAAAGUUAUUGUCUGUAAAACCGUAAAAAUGGUUUCAAUACUUCAGAACUGAGUGAAAAUUUAAAUUUUUUAGUAGGUCCAGUAUUUAAAUUCAAGUUUGAGCAUUGCUCUAUACCGACCCCGAAGAGUAUUUUUAGAUUAUCUUAGUACGAUUUUUAAUCUUGUCUGUUAGUCCAAAACUGACGAACUGUUGGUUUCUGAAGAUCAGAUCCACCGAAUAUCUCUUCAAAGAAAAAUUACCUAACACAUUUUCUUCACAAGAGCAAGAAAAUAAAUGUUCUACUAUUUAAUAAACCAGUAACAACUUGAGACAAAUGGUAAGCACUCUAUCCACUAAAACCAUUAAAAUAUGAUAUAUUUUAUGACGGUUUUCAGCACUCUUUAAAGAUGCAGUUAAAAUUUGGCCAAGACGUUUGUUACAAAGUCCCUAACUACAGAAAAAUGUAUUUGGGUAACUUUUCUUCAAAUGAACUUUGUUUUCACAAUGAUAAAGGGUUAUAGUAUACAUCUAACAUUUAAAUAAAGUUUUUCUAUCUCA